This is a messenger RNA of Diuraphis noxia (Russian wheat aphid), 1574 nucleotides long. RefSeq names its product malectin-A. Gene Ontology annotation, molecular function: carbohydrate binding. Gene Ontology annotation, cellular component: membrane. NCBI's taxonomy places the organism in Eukaryota, Metazoa, Arthropoda, Insecta, Hemiptera, Aphididae. The record is from RefSeq and is a predicted model, not a curated record.
GUAUUUUAAAUAAUAAAUUUAAAAGUUGUAUACCCACUUACAGAUUUUUCCAUCAUCCAUCGUCUAACGUCUUAUUAUGAAUCAGGAAACAGGUGUUAAUAUAAUAUUUUGAACUUUCAAUAUAAUUCAGUUUAAUAAUGUAACUUUAUGUAAAUAAUUGGCUGAUGCCGUUUUCGUUUCGGUCCUCCUAGUCCUCUUCUGACUACCGUCCGACUCGGAUAAAAAUCGGUAUCCGACCGACUAAAUAUUUUCACUUCUUACCACUUCUGUCAUGCGACAUCGAAAAUAAUAAUUAUUUAUAACAAUUUACCGUCACACUGUCAUAAUCAAAUAAUAUUUUUGGAUACCGUUGCUUUGGCGUUGGCACUUGAGGAUUGCAGCAAUGACUCAUGACGUCGUAAUAGCCAACAACGUCGAUCACCGCGCUCGAUUAAGCUCGGAAUAGUUGGCAAAAAUGGAUUUCAAACGGAAAAUACGUCAGCGAAAAUCUGUCGUAUGACUUGUCGUGUGUGCGAGCCGCGGCCACGUCGCGCAUCUAACCGGCGCCCUCGACACCACCGGUAGUAGUACUAGUAGGUAGUAUGGCACGCGUCGCURACCGUCCAGCCACCAUCUGACCGACCACCGACGUAACGUGUUCCAUUGCAUCUCCCGYCGAUGUUGGCCGGUGGCUACGACAUGGCGUGGCCACUGUUCGUCCUGCUCAUGUGCGCCAACGCGCUGCUGUGCCGGUGCCUGGACAAGGAGGACGUGAUUUUCGCCGUCAACGCAGGCGGUGACGCGCACGUCGACAGCUAUGGUAUACUGUACCAGAGAGACUUCAACCGGGUCGGCACGGAAUCGGACUACGGCAAGAAGUUGUCCAUACAGCGGGUCAAGCCUCACGACCAGAUCCUCUACCAGACUGAGAGGUAUUCGCAAACCACGUUCGGCUACGACAUACCCGUCAUGCAGGACGGCGACUAUGUGAUGGUGCUCAAGUUCAGCGAGGUGUACUUCACUAACAGUGGCUUAAAGGUGUUUGAUGUCGUUUUGAACGGUCAACAUGUAGUGGUACCGAUGUUAGACAUCUACGACAAAGUUGGAUUUGGUUCUGCUCAUGACGAAUACAUUGAAUUUACGGUAGACGGUACAACAUUAUAUUGGAGAGGAGAGAUAUCUGAAAUCAAAGGAAAUCUUGUUCGAGUGGAUUUUAUAAAAGGCGAAAGAGAUAACCCUAAAGUAAACGCAGUACUUGUAGCCAAAGGCCGAAUUUCAGACAUACCCAGAUUACCAGAUUUAUACUCUGAUAUUGAACCACAAUCACAUGAUGAGGUAGAUAUAGAAGAAGAUCCGUCUGUAAAUGAAAGUAAAGAUCAUGUAAAAAUGGUACAACACACUAGAAAUCCUAGUGGACCUAGAGCACCAGAUCCACAAGAUGUAAAUUCCAUGAAGUUAAUGCCAAUAUUUGGCGCUCUGAUUGCUUUUUUUGGAGCUCUUCUUCUACUUUGUAGAUUAUGAAGAGUUAUAUAAUAAAUAUAUAUUUGUACUAUUCAUUCUUUCCUUUAUAUAUUUAUAUAUAUUACAAAACUACA